This is a messenger RNA of Daphnia magna, 1009 nucleotides long. RefSeq lists its product as uncharacterized. The coding region runs from base 88 to 771 and encodes 227 amino acids. The transcript is spliced from 2 exons. The record is from RefSeq and is a predicted model, not a curated record. Lineage: Eukaryota; Metazoa; Arthropoda; Branchiopoda; Diplostraca; Daphniidae.
UAUAGCACGUUUGCUUCUUAAGAUCUUCAGAACUCAUCGAAGCAUUGUUCCAGUUAAAUCUCAAGCCACACAAAAAACGAUAUCAGCAUGAACUUCUUGGUUCUCCUUUCAUUGGUUAUUUCCGCUGUGGCGGCCAUCCCUGCAUAUCCCCAUACACCUGUCUACACCUAUCUGAUGAACUAUGCACAUCCGGUCGGAUAUAGACCAGAGGCUCGAAAGACCAUCCCAGACUUUGUUGAUUCGGCAACGACCACCACUCAAUCGAUUGCUACGUGGCAAUUGAAGCAACUACGUAGAAAAUGGUUUAUUCUCAUUUGCAUGCUCGAUGUUUCGUGUCCUACGGUAGCCUUUCCGGAUAAGCAUCCCUGGGCCCCUGCCGCUGCCGCUGCCUCUGACCCUUUUCGCAGUUAUCCAAACGAAUUCCGCAUUGACGAUGAAGAAAUGCAACACCGGGAGAUGUUGACCCCUCAUGAGUUCGUAGCGGAUGACAUUGAUGCGUUUGAGGAUGUCGCCAACAAUCGUGCCCAGGUCAAAUCGACUAACAACCUAGUAAAACUGGCCGAGUUUCAAAUGGCCCAGUGGAUUUGGAGAUGGAAUAUUAUCCUUUGCUUCGUCAAUCCUUCGUGUCCCCAUGUAAACGUCCCGUCGGAUCCCAGCAAAUCCGGACGUCCAUACCCCCCAAUUCGAGUCAACGUGGAGAAAAUGCGAAUGUUAGCCGAAACGCAACAGCAACCCCGUGUCAUCUUUCCUGUGUCAUUCGCCGAUGAAUAGUUAAAUCAGCAGCCAAAAGCGUAUAAUUCUAUUGCGUAAUGUCCCCUAUAGCUAAUAAGCGUCCUGGUGAUUUAACGCUAUUCGCUCAGUUGCGUGAGAUGACGUUAUUUAAAUUAUCUGAUAGAGGUUAUUUUAUACAUAUGCUGUACACGGUUCCAUAACAUCGCAGAUUCAAAUGUUUAUUUAUUAAACUAUACGUGUAUUAAGACGUGUGAAUACACUCUAUUUAUCUGCUCAA